UGAUGUCCUGUCACAUCGUUGACGUCUGUCAGUAGGGCCGAGCAAGUAUCGUCCGACAGCCAAAAUGGCUCAAAUAAUGAAUGUUUUGUUGCGAAAAUCAGCAAAUUUAGGGCCAGCUAAGGCUCUACUGAAUGCCGCGCCGGCCCUUCUUAAUGCAAACCAAAACCGAGCAGCUCACAGAUGGUUCCCAGACACGGAGUAUGUGAAGCAGUUCGAGGGUGCUGUCAUGUACCCAGAUGAGGUCACCUCAUUACUGAAGCACCCGCCCUACUCAGGCAUCGUGGCGCCGGCGGAGAAGCAGGUGCGCAACAUGGUGCUGAACUUCGGGCCGCAGCACCCCGCCGCGCACGGCGUGCUGCGCCUCGUGCUCGAGCUCGACGGCGAGACCGUCCGUGCCGCAGACCCCCACAUAGGGCUCCUGCACCGCGGCACGGAGAAGCUCAUCGAGUACAAGACCUACACCCAGGCGCUGCCCUACUUCGAUCGUCUGGACUAUGUGUCCAUGAUGUGCAACGAGCAAUGCUACUCUUUGGCCGUUGAAAAACUUCUAAACAUCGAUAUACCCAUUCGCGCCAAGUAUAUUCGCACUCUGUUCGCCGAGAUCACUCGCAUCUUGAACCACAUAAUGGCGGUGGGCACGCACGCGCUGGACGUGGGCGCACUCACCCCCUUUUUCUGGUUGUUCGAGGAGAGAGAGAAGAUGAUGGAGUUCUAUGAGAGGGCGAGCGGGGCGAGAAUGCACGCGGCUUAUAUUAGGCCUGGGGGAGUUGCUUUGGACAUGCCGCUCGGGCUGAUGGACGACGUCUACGAGUUCGCGAGCAAGUUCGCGGAGCGCGUGGACGAGGUGGAGGACGUGCUCAGCACCAACAGGAUCUGGGUGCAGCGCACCAAGGACAUCGGCGUCGUCAGCGCGCAGGACGCGCUCAACUACGGCUUCAGCGGUGUAAUGCUCCGUGGCUCCGGGAUCAAAUGGGAUCUGCGCAAGUCUCAGCCUUACGACGCGUACCACCUGGUCGACUUCGACGUGCCGCUCGGUACCAACGGCGACUGUUACGAUCGUUACCUGUGCCGCGUGGAAGAGAUGCGUCAGUCCCUGCGCAUUAUCGACCAGUGCUUGAACCAGAUGCCGCCCGGCGAGAUCAAGACUGACGACGCCAAACUUACGCCUCCUUCUAGAGAAGAGAUGAAGACGUCGAUGGAAGCCCUGAUCCACCACUUCAAGCUGUUCACGCAGGGCUACCAGGUGCCGCCCGGGGCCACCUACACCGCCAUCGAGGCCCCCAAGGGCGAGUUCGGCGUCUACCUCGUGUCCGACGGCGGCUCCAAGCCUUACCGUUGCAAGAUCAAGGCGCCCGGCUUCGCGCACCUGGCGGCGCUGGAGGCGGUGGGCCGCAACGCCAUGCUGGCCGACAUCGUGGCCAUCAUCGGCACGCUGGACGUCGUGUUCGGCGAGAUCGACCGGUAGGCGGGCUCCGGGCUCCGGGCUCCGGGCUCCGGGAGGGGUGCUGGUUGCCAACUUUUCUAGGGAAAUGUGCUCUAAUUGGCAAUUUUUCUAGGGAAUUGUGCUAAAUUGGCAACUUUUGUAGGAAAAUGUGCUAAAUUAGCAACUUUUCUAGCAAAAUGUGCUAAAUUAGAAACAUUUCUAGGGAAAUAUGCUAAAUUGGCAACAUUUCCAGAGAAAUGUGCUAAAAUGGCAAGUUUUGUUGAAGAAAGUGCGAAAUUGGCGGCUUUUUUAAUUACGUUAGGUGUUCGCCAAAUAUCACGUGGGGUGAAGAAGAAUAUAUGUAUACGUAAUUUAUUUCUGGUAAAAAAUAAUGUAAGAAUACCAGCAAAAUAUAUAUUAUUCGUGAUACUACCAAAAAUAACAAUGCAAUUUGUGUUAUUUAAACAUAUCAUCGCAUUUGUACUUAAAAUACAUUUGAUUUUAAUAUCACGCGAGAUUAAGGUCGAGGUAAAUCUUACAUCUCAAUAACACCUCACGCAAUUAAUGGACGCCCCCUCUAGAAACGAGGCAUGCUAAUUUAGCAACUUUUCAAGCAAAAGAUGCUAAUUGGCAAUUUUGCUACGCUUAGCAUCUUUUGAAUUAUCGAGUUGGCAAAAUGAACAACUGUAAUAUUUAGUGUUUUUACUAUUUAUUGAGACAUAUUUGAAAAACCAUCCAUACAAUUAUAAUCCCUGUUCGAGACUAAGUGUUUUAAUGUUACGUUGUAAAUCAAAGAUUCGUUUAAGACCUAUUUUAGUUUUAUCUUCACUAAUAAAAGUAAAACACUAAAUAUGUCAGUCAUAAUACGUAAGAACUAGGGAAAUAAGUUGUAACUACCCUCAAAAUAAAAUGAAAAUCAGUAAAAAAUUAAUAAAUACCGUCAAAAUAUAUCUCUUUUUUGCACUUAUUACUUUGUCUAUUGACUUUAUUUUCCCAAAUAAAUGGACUAAAUUCCAUAAAUUUGGUCACCAUUAGCUCUUAAGAGAAUCCUGUCUUGAAAAUAGAUAAUUUUUACGUUUUAAGUAAAUAAAUUAUUAGAAAUGUACUGUUUUCUUUAUUGUAAAUAAAUGCAAAGAUUACUAAGUG
This is a messenger RNA of Cydia pomonella (codling moth), 2569 nucleotides long. RefSeq names its product NADH-ubiquinone oxidoreductase 49 kDa subunit (gene ND-49). Gene Ontology annotation, molecular function: NADH dehydrogenase (ubiquinone) activity; NAD binding; quinone binding. The record is from RefSeq and is a predicted model, not a curated record. Gene Ontology annotation, biological process: mitochondrial electron transport, NADH to ubiquinone. Lineage: Eukaryota; Metazoa; Arthropoda; Insecta; Lepidoptera; Tortricidae. Bases 65 to 1465 code for a protein of 466 amino acids. The transcript has 10 exons.